Phyllopteryx taeniolatus (common seadragon) is the source of this 6367-nucleotide messenger RNA. RefSeq names its product guanylate cyclase 1, soluble, alpha 2 (gene gucy1a2). Gene Ontology annotation, biological process: cGMP biosynthetic process; response to oxygen levels. The transcript has 9 exons. The record is from RefSeq and is a predicted model, not a curated record. Gene Ontology annotation, molecular function: heme binding; guanylate cyclase activity. Gene Ontology annotation, cellular component: guanylate cyclase complex, soluble. Lineage: Eukaryota; Metazoa; Chordata; Actinopteri; Syngnathiformes; Syngnathidae. Bases 1033 to 3432 code for a protein of 799 amino acids.
UUAGUCAAGCCUCCCGAUGUGGACCUCCAACAUGGCGGACAAACAUAUACCGAUGACAUGAUCGAAAACUGUCCAUUUUCUAACUUGACGCACAUCUGCAGGUGUGUGUGUCGUGUUGUCGUUGAUUGUCGGCGGUUCGUAAUCGUGUGCAGCGUCCAUCUGCCUCCCCUUGUCGGCAGACUCCAUCACCCACCACCCCCCGCCGCCACCACCACCACCGCUUCGUCGCCACAUCGUUGGGGGCAUUCCGAGUGACGGCCGGUGGGGACGAGUCGACGCAUGAGCAGCUUAAGUGGAACAUGUGCCACCCAUGAGAGGACGCCGCUGUCGCAGAGGACUAUAGAAGGAAGAAGAAGAGGAGGACAAGGGACGAACACGAAGGGGCAAGCAAGCAUCUUUGAUUUAUUUUGGGGACACGGAAGGUUCUUCCCUGAACGUGCGGAAGGGAAAAGAUAAGCUGUGACAUGUAAUUAUUUCCCGAAAAGGAACGUGUGUCGGAAUUACCCGGCUUGAGUCAACAUGUGAUGGAUUUUGUUGAUGUUUCACUCAUUUUGGACGCCUGCUAUUUAAAAUAGAGCCUUCCACCAUUUCUAUAUAUAUCGAAAAUUUGUUGCUCGGGUGACUCCGUUGUCUUGUUGGAAUCCCUCGAGAGUUUUGAGGGGAGUAAAAGGUUUUUCUUCUUUUUUUUUUUUUUUUAGAAAGUGACCCUCCGAACCUCUUACGUAAAUGUUUGCGUGCAGUUCGUGCUUUGGUUGUCGGUUGCAUCCCCCCUCCCCCCCUUCUACCCUCUCAGACACUAAUACUGUGCACACAUAGACUCACCUGAGCAUACACACUAUGCAUACAUAAUUGCACAGACUGACACACAUAAUCCCCCCCCCCCCCCCCCCCACCGUCGCCCCCCUCACCAAUUGAUGAAUCCGCGUUAUAUAGGUGGACGUGGCACGGACCCGGCUGUAGCAUCCUACGCCUCCUCUUUCUCCUCACCACCAGAGCCGCCUCACUCGCUUCACCGUCCUCUUCCUCGUCACUAUGUCCUCGUCGUCGCGCAAGAUCUCCUCGGAGUCUUUCAGCAGCUCGGUGGGCUCCGAUUGCGGGCUAGAAAGCCCCGGCGGGGACGGCGGACUGGAGGCGGCUGAGGAGCUCCGAGGAUGCCCCUUCUCAUCCUUCCACAGACCGCUCCUCUGGAACGGCCGCAGCCCCGCCGAGAGGCUCGCGUGCCCGGCGGGUGAGGAGCAGCCAGGAGCCGGCGGGUCACACAAGAGGGUGACCAGGAGGAGAAGGGUGAACCUGGACUCGCUUGGGGAGAGCCUGAGGCGGCUGACGUCACCCACGACACAGACUGUUCAAGAGGCUCUGCAGAGGACUCUGAAGUUUUACAGGCAACAAGAGAUCAGGUUUCCCGAUUCUGGUAAAGAGGACCGGCAAAGGGAAAGUAAAGAUGAGAAGUGCCCAUUUUUAGAAAAUUCUGGUUCAGAAGAGGAUGUCCUUCAAAUCCUACAGUACAUGGGCACCAUAUUGGGAGUACCAUUCUUUGAACUGCGUGAGCAUUUUGGCGAGGAGUUUUUCGGCCUGUGCUUUGAAGAAAAUGAACGUGUGCUCAGAGCUGUAAGUGGCAACCUCCAGGACUUUUUUAACGGCUUUGAUGCCAUUUUGGAACGCAUUCGCACCUCCACGGGUCGCCGUGCCUCUUCGGAAAGCCCUUCGUUUCAGUGUAAGGAUCCUAACGAGGAAGAGAAGGGCCGAAGAAAAUUGGACAAAGUUGGAGAGAAAGGAACACAAAAUAGCCGCGGGAAGUUGUUGCUCCUACAUUGUUUUAACCCUGCCCCUGUGGUAGGAUUGAUCAUGCCUGGGCUUAUCAGAGCAGUUUCCAGACAGAUCUUUCAUUCAGAAGUGGAAGUAGAAGAAGUGCCCCCUCUGACUCCUUUAUUGCCCAAAGAAGACACACAUCACAGCUAUGGUGAUUCCACCACAGCAACUCCAACUGCAUCCCCAUGUGGCUCCCCUUCCUCUUCUCCUUCUCCACCCUCAACUUUCCCAACCGCUGUUCCUACAGUUUGCGUGUCCUUCCAAAUUCAGGAAACAUGCCCUACCGACUCCCUUCAAAAUGCUGCCCCAGUGAUUCCCAAGAAGGCCUCCUUUCCCCUUUCAACCAAUCCUAGUGAUUUACGCAUCGGCUUGGCCACAUUUUGCCGUGCCUUUCCAUUUCACCUUGUUCUCGGCCCUCGGAUGGAACUUCUGCAGCUUGGCGAGGGAUUGAGGAGGCAGGCUCGCAUCGAUCCUCAUCGGAGUCUCUCGUUCGGGGACUGUUUUGAGAUCGUCUCACCCAAGAUGGAGCCUUCGUUCCAGGGGAUACUACUGAGGCUUGCAUCUCCUUUUACCAUCCGUACAAGACCAGACACCACACAAUUGGGCACCGCAGAAAAGGUAAUGGAGUUGAAGGGUCAGAUGAUCCAUGUGCCAGAGUCUUGCUCUCUGAUGUUUCUGGGCUCACCUCGUGUUGACAAAUUGGAGGAACUUAUGGGGCGGGGCCUCCACCUGUCAGACAUCCCCAUCCACGAUGCCACGCGGGACGUCAUCUUGGUGGGGGAGCAGGCCAAAGCUCAGGACGGCCUGAAAAAGAGAAUGGACAAACUCAAGGCCACAUUAGAGCGCACUCACCAGGCAUUGGAGGAGGAAAAGAGGAGAACCGUGGACCUCCUGUAUUCCAUAUUUCCGGGGGAUGUGGCCCAGAAACUGUGGCAGGGUCAACCGGUACCCGCUCGCAAGUUCGAUGACGUCACCAUGCUGUUCUCUGACAUCGUGGGCUUCACUGCUGUGUGCGCUCAGUGCACGCCCAUGCAGGUCAUCUCUAUGCUGAAUGAGCUGUACACUCGCUUUGACUACCAGUGUGGCAUUCUGGAUGUUUAUAAGAUAGAGACCAUAGGUGACGCCUACUGUGUGGCAGGAGGUCUUCACAAGAAGGUCGACAGUCACGCAAAGCCCAUCGCACACAUGGCUUUGAAGAUGAUGGAACUUUCUGAAGAAGUACUCACACCUGAUGGAAAACCUAUUAAGCUUAGAAUCGGCAUCCACACAGGCUCCGUCCUGGCUGGUGUGGUUGGAGUUAAAAUGCCAAGGUAUUGCCUAUUUGGGAACAAUGUGACGCUGGCUAGCAAGUUUGAAUCAGGGAGUCAUCCCAGGUGUAUCAAUGUCAGUCCUACAACCUACCAGUUGCUAAAAGACGACCGAUCAUUUUCCUUCGUCCCUCGUUCACAACUGGAGCUCCCUGAGAAUUUUCCCAAAGAGAUUCCGGGAACCUGCUACUUCCUGGAGGUGGGAACGUCACACAGCCACGCAUCAUUGACCAGCUCUCGUUCCGCUCCUCCGGCCUCUAUGAGGAAAGUGUCCUACAGCAUUGGGACCAUGUUUCUAAGAGAAACAAGUUUGUAGGUGUCACACAAACACAAGCGUACAUGACUACCGACUACCAGAACUGAACGUGUGGAGCCGGCAGGAUAGCAAAUAACACACAUCGUGGAUAUGCAAUUGACAACCUGGGCUCACUGCUGUGGGAUGGAAGAACAUACAAAAAUAUUAUUUUCAUCCCAGAUGAUGAAUAUGAUUUUUACAUGGGAUUAAAUAGUGGAGAAAACCAAGCACGUUUAGUUUGCGGGGUUCUUUUUAGCCACUCGUGGAAGCUCUCCUCUGCAGUCUUUUGUGUCAUAAGAAGAACUUUUCCAAUCUCAAAGGUCUCAUGCUUUGACAAGAUCCGGAUGCGUCGGUUGAAUGAUUAUUAGGAUUUUCACGACGAAACCAUGAAGGAGGCUCUGUGAACUACUGUGGGAGCGUCUGAGGACCACUGGUGAACGACAACACACACCUCCUUCCAUCCGACCGAAUUCUUGUCCUGCGGACAUUGACGUGCAUUACAACAGCGCCUCCCCUUCGAGGAACAUUCGGACGGGGCUGAGGAGAGACAGACGAGAAGCGUCGAUGUGGGGAUAGUUCGGAAAAAAGCUAACAGAAAAAUAUUAAUGCCAAAAAAUGCUAGAACUCGAGCCUUUUUCUGCUUCUAACUCACAGCAAACUGCAGUCUACAACAAUCCAGCCAUUUCAUUUCAGGUAGUAUGUUCAGAAGUGACAGUUCAAACGCUAUUCCCAGCUCAGUGCCUUUUUACUGCUCAAAUCAGGACAAAAAACAAAAACAAACAAAAACAAACGCGUACACAUAGGAUGGAUUGAUUUCAGAUAUCUGAGGGAAAAAAGGCAGCACAUGGACACACUUGUCCUAAUCUCUUUUUCUACCCUCUCUGCCCUGUGAAAGAUUCCAAACAAUGAGAGCCAGUGAGGGAGCCGCAUAUACUGAACAUCACCACCACUGCAGUUACCAGCUGGUGGCAUCAAUUCAUUUGAGUCAUACGAGGACAAAAGGGGGGGAAAAAAAGUGCACUUCAUAUGUUCCAGCUAUUUCUAAUGGCAUUUCUCCAUUAUGUCCACUUCUGCCAAUAAUACACGGGGUACAGUUUAGCGCAUAUGUACAUGUAGUCACAGCAUAUGCAACACCGUUCAUAUUUGCAUACAUUGUUUUUUUUCUUCCAGCUCCAUUACGAUUCUAUUCUUCUCUCUUCAUUUUCCUGCUACAUACUUGAAAUCUCAGGCCUUCCAAAUGUGUCCGUGUAGCUCACUAACAUAUAUUUAAUUAAAAAGAAUUUGAUGGUCACCUUUUUUUGUAAAUUAAAUUGGUGAUGACAUUAUUAUAGGUUGUUUAACAUGCAUUUAUAACAGCAUUGGUGAACUCACAAUACCAUGUUUGGAUUAUUUUUUUUCACCGUGUACUCUAACAGGCGCAUAAUAAUCAAAUAAUUGUCAGCAUUUUUGCCGAUUGUGUGGAGUAGGUUGUCGAAGGUUGUUUUGAAGAAGAAUGACAUGACCACAACUAUGGGAAGUUGAGUGAGAUCUGUGCGCAACUCCUCCGGCCGGCGUAUUAUUAUUAAUACGAUGAAACGAAACAGGAGUGAAGAACAUUCUCACAGCCCAUUAAAAUUGGUUUGGAAAGGGCUCCAAAUUUUCACACUUAAAUCUUCUCGAAACCUUUCGACAAUUUCCAACUGCUACAAACAACAUUGCAACUGUGUCCAGCGCCCGCAUGUCCAAGUCAGUCGGUCUUUGCAUGACCCGUUUUUUUUUUUUUGUUUUUUUUUUCCCUCAGGCUUGUUUCGCAGGUUUCUUGAAACUGCAGAAGGCAUAUUGUGGUGCAGACACAGGCAAUAAAAGUUAUUUCUACUGUAGAAGUUGGGUCAUGUUAGGAAGGUGUAAUAGUCAACUGUAACCAAAUCUUUUUUUUUUAACGUCCAUCCAUCCAUUUUCUGAGCCGCUUCUCCUCACUAGGGUCGCGGGCGUGCUGGAGCCUAUCCCAGCCGUCAUCGGGCAGGAGGCAGGGUACACCCUGAACUGGUUGCCAGCCAAUCACAGGGCACAUAGGAACAAACAACCAUUCGCACUCACAGUCAUGCCUACGGGCAAUUUAGAGUCUCCAAUUCAUGCAUGUUUUUGGGAUGUGGGAGGAAACCGGAGUACCCGGAGAAAACCCACACAGGCACGGGGAGAACAUGCAAACUCCACACAGGCGGGGCCGGGGAUUGAACCUGGGUCCUCAGAACUGUGAGGCUGACGCUCUAACCAGUCGGCCACCGUGCCGCUUUUUUUAACGUUAAAAUGAAAAAUUCUUAUUGAUCACAAUUCAUUUGGUUGCAAAAUAUACAGUAAAUAUGAAUUCCCUGAGAUAUAAAAUGAGUGAAAAAUAUUUACAAUGUUGUCAUAUGGAUUCAUAUGAGGUCAGCUUAGUAUUCAGUGUGUCCCCGUGAAAAUUUACGAGCGAAGCACUGUAACAACAAAUAUCAAACAAAAGAAACAAUUUCAACAGGUUAUUAUUUUUCAGUCAUAAAAAGAGCUUAUUCAACUAAUCGUGAACAUUGCAGUUGUUGUUUUUUUUUUUUAAUGAAUCAAAACAAGCUCUUUCUCCCACAUCGUGGUUUUAUGUUUUGAAUGACUGUGCUGAAAUUCUGUUUUGAAUUUCACUGCCAUAGUAAAAAGAUCCCCAUUAUCCCAUUUAGCCUGGUUUUAAAAGUUUGCUUUAUUCUGUUAUUCAUGUCCAAGGUGUCCAGGGAAACGUCUGUUUGGUUGAUGGAUCUCUGGAUGUAUUACAUUGUUGUAAUAUUUUUUUUAUUAUCCUUAUGUUUUGUACUGAGGCUGAGCAGGAAUCAUGUUGGAUUGGAAGCUGGUGCAUACCAGAUAAUGGUUUGAUAAAAGGUGUUUGACUGACAUUAAGGGCACAUUUUCUUGUCUUAACAUAUGUAAAUAAAACACCAAGUGUGUUUAACAAGGA